This is a messenger RNA of Arabis nemorensis, 3516 nucleotides long. The record is from the annotation of a GenBank genome assembly. Lineage: Eukaryota; Viridiplantae; Streptophyta; Magnoliopsida; Brassicales; Brassicaceae.
AUGGAUGUGGAAGAGAGAAUCUCAACGAAGAAAAAGAUGGAUUUGGAGGGUUUAUCAGUCAUCUGCAGCGAUCUCGGUGUUCCCGAGGAAGACGACAAUAGACGAAGAAUUGGGUACUCCAAAAGCGAUUACUGUCUUGAUAAUCUAAAAGACUUGCUGAGAUUUCUGAGACGCGACGAUCCUGAGAGCAGAGAAGUAUUCAAGCAGGUCUGUGCUUGGAAUAUAGUCUCCAAAGAUUUGAUUCCGAUCAUUGAGCAUUACCAAGAUGAACAUAACUUAGUUUUAAAUGCUGUGAAGGUGUUGGUGUUUCUCACAAUGCCUAUAGAGCCUGAUUCAGAUGAUAUUCCUCAGCAGAUAGAGUAUUUAUGGGGUUUGAAAUCUGCCAUUACUUUCAGUAACAUUGUUGCAGUGAUUGUCUCUUUGCUAGAAGCUCCCCUCGAGAACUUAGAAUCAGAUGUAUUCAAUGAGGAAGAUUGGAAAUUGGUUCAGCUUGUGCUCACUCUGUUCAAGAAUUUACUGGCUAUACAUGAUAUUUCCCCGCUUCAGAAGGCUGGAGAAUCCACUUGUUACUUUUUGUCGCUGAGGGAUCAGUUUCUUCAACUCCUGUCUCGUGAAAACGUGAUGGACAUAUUUCUAGUAAUCACUCAGACUAUUGAAGGUUCUAACAGUUUGUUGAGACAUGACAACCUACUUCUGCUGGAAAUUUAUCACUAUAUUCUUUUGGGUCAAGAUAUGGAGCUCAUUGCAAAGGCUCCGGAGAAGUUGGAUCAAGGAAAAAAUGCUUCUGUAGACAGUUUGAAGAAGUUAAUGGAGGAGGAGGAAGUAAAGAAAAAGCUUGCACGACUCCACAAUAUGAAUCAGCGUCAUUCGCAAUUUGGUGGGACGUUCACCCGCAUUACCAUGGGUGGCAGUAAAGCUGUACUAAAGGGAAUACCAUCUGCUACGGAGAGCACAACACUAAAUCCUCACAAAGGUCGUGGAGCCACAGAAAAGAUUGUCUGGGAACAUGGACCAAUGUCCGUGACAAAUGACAUUGUUUUGAAGUUGCUGCAUGAUUUUAUCAAUCAGUUUAUGUCAGGAGGAUAUAAUGUUCUGAUGCAGUCAGUAUGUGAAGAUAUAGAAAAGGAGCAUCCCUCCAUUCAAAAUAGCGACAUUGUUACUUUCUUCCAGGUUGCUCAAGCUGUCACAUCUUUCCAGUUUCACAAGUCUUUGGCGUCUAAUCAAGCAACAGGAACAGAAGAAACUUCUGAACUUUCUACCGAUCAGAAUGCAGGAGGAAACUUUUCUAAGAGUGACAUUUGUGCACCGAUUGCAGCAACAAUUAAUGACAGAAUGUUUUCGCUUGUCAUUUCAAAAUGGCGCUAUGCAUUUGAUGGUCUGAAGGAAACUAAAGAUUUUAAGUUUCUGUCUGCAGCAGGCUCUCUUUUGAAAACUAUGCUUUGCUUGUUAGAUCUGGUACUUAGAUUGCUACCUGAAGACUCUAGAGAAGCUUUUACUGUCCGCAUCUUGCUUUAUAAGUUGUUUUACGACCAAACUGAUCAAGGGAUGUGUCAGUUCAUCCUGAAUCUGGUGAGAAGUUUUGACACGCACAAGCAACCUAAAAGUGAGCUUGGAGAUCUGGUGGAAAGUAUCCAUAUAAUAGUAGGCCUUAUGGAAAACCUUCAAGGGCGUGGAACAUUGAGGGUUUCAAAAAAAUCAAGAAAAGCAAGAAAGAAAAAACCCAUGAGAAAUAAGGAGGCCACAGUGCAUGAACUGUCUGAAAAUCAUCCAAGUACAUCAAACGAAGCUAGCACCGCAAAAAGCAUACCGAUGGUUAACUCAAAAGUUUCUACUGAGGAUGGACCAAUGGAUGUUCCUCCCAAUAAUCCAGGGGAUUCCAACCUAGGGAUUGAAGCCGAUGAAACUCAACAAACACACAGCCCUAAAUCAAACCAUGUGGUCGAUGAUCUGUCUUGCGGAACUGACGAUUCUUCUGAUGGCGAAGAGCAAACUGCAACAGAUGAAGUUGAUUUUAAGGUUUCUACAUUUAUUUCUGCUUUUGCAAGCAACAGCAUCAUUCAAAACAUAUGCUGGUUGCUAAAGUUUUACAAAAGCAACCCAAAACAGACGAAUCACCACAUAAUAAGCAUUUUGCGGAGGAUUACAAAAGACUUGGAACUAUCUCCCAUGUUGUAUCAGCUGUCACUGCUAAUAACAUUCCAUAAGAUCCUUGAUGAACAGAAAGCUUGUCCUUGUAAAGACUAUGAAAACAUAGUUUCCUUCCUGACAGAGCUGGUUAGAAGUAUGUUGAAGAAAAUGAAGUCACAACCUCUUCUCUUUGUGGAAAUUCUCUUCUCAAAGAGUCGCAAAGAAUGCCAUUACAUAAAUGCUGAAUAUAUGUUGCAUGAGCUUGGCCAUCUAAGAAAAAAAAUGGGAAAUCAAGGUGUCUCAGGAACUGAGGAAAAUGUCUCGCCAACAGAGAAAGGAUGGGCCCGCAGAAACCUAGCAGAUGCUCUAGGUGAUGAUGAAUUUGAUUUGGGGAUAUCUUAUGGUCAAGGAAUUCAAAAUGAGGACAUUCACAUUGUGGAAGAUGAAUCUGCAGGACCAUCUAAAAGAAAGCGAAACCUUGUUCUUGAUGCUGACAUGGAGAUAAAAAUUAAAGAGCUAUACGAUUGGUUCAAAGAUGAUAGAGAUUGCAGCCGGCUUAUAGCCGAAACUUUGGAUCCUGAUGGUGGUAUUUCUGCUGCACAAGUAACUAACAAGCUUAAACAUCUAGGUCUAGAAACAAGGAAAAGACUUCGCCGUGGUGAUAGCUCUCUGGAAGCAAGUGAAGGCAAGAAUGGAAAUGAUGAUCCAGAUCACUUAUCAGAUAGGCAACCUUUGAAAACCAGAAAAAGAGUGAGUUCGUUUAGCAAAGAACAGGAAACACUUAUCAAGGAACUCUAUGAGAAGUUCAAGGACAAAAGACGCUGCUGUUAUUUGAUUGCCAAUGAGUUGGGCUCUGAAAAUACAUAUACCACUGCCCAAGUUUCACGUAAAUUAAAGCAACUCGGUUUACGUCUCCCUGGUGGUAAGAAGUCAGAAGCUGGCAUGACGCUGAAAGAUGACCAUGAUGAUUCUUCAGCAGAUGAACCCGACAAUGAAACAUUACUAGCAUUCAAGGACAGGAGGAGCAGAAAAACUCAGAAGACCGAGAAGCACACAAGCUCAAGCAACGAGAUUACUCCAGAAGACAACACAGAAAGGAAUGAAGCUAGUCCACAUGUACCUACCAUUGGCGAAGAUGAGGACAAUGAUCGAAACUACAUUUCCGGGAAAAGUAAAGAGUCCCCAACAGAUGUUCAUAUCAGCGACAAUGCUCCUUCUACUUCAUCUCCAGAAGAUCCAAAUCUUUCAUCAGAUCACGAACUGGAGGAAGAUGAGUUGGCAGAUUCUGGUGAUGACGCCGCAACUAUUACUGCGUCCCUCACUCAAAGUCCGCUUAGCAGAAGGAAACUGAAGAUGGUACUUGACGUGGACGAUGAUGAGGAUGACUGA